This is a messenger RNA of Bacillus rossius redtenbacheri, 609 nucleotides long. Its product is annotated as acanthoscurrin-2-like. The record is from RefSeq and is a predicted model, not a curated record. The transcript has 2 exons. Bases 1 to 609 code for a protein of 202 amino acids. NCBI's taxonomy places the organism in Eukaryota, Metazoa, Arthropoda, Insecta, Phasmatodea, Bacillidae.
AUGAAGCUCCUGGUGGUCACCCUACUGCUGUCCGCCUGCUGCGGCGACCACGGCUCCUCAGCACUCAGCAGGAUACACAAGAGAUCCAUGAUGGGUGGCAUGGGCAUGAUGGGUGGCAUGGGUGGCAUGGGCGGCAUGGGUGGCAUGGGCGGCAUGGGUGGGAUGGGUGGCAUGGGAAUGGGUGGGAUGGGUGGCAUGGGCAUGGGAGGUUAUGGUAGUGGAAUGGGUUGGGGAGGCAUGGGCGUAGGCAUGGGUAGGUAUAAAAUGAUGGGUAUGAAGAGCAUGGGAAUGGGUGGCAUGGGAAUGGGUGGCAUGGGAAUGGGUGGGAUGGGUGGCAUGGGUAUGAGUGGUAUGGGUGGCAUGGGCAUGGGUGGUAUGGGUGGCAUGGGAAUGGGUGGGAUGGGUGGCAUGGGAAUGGGUGGCAUGGGUAUGGGUGGUAUGGGUAUGGGCGGUAUGGGUGGUAUGGGUAUGGGCGGUAUGGGUGGUAUGGGUAUGGGCGGUAUGGGUGGGAUGGGCAUGGGCGGCAUGAAGAAGAUGGGAAUGAUGGGCAUGGGCUACGCACCGAUGUUCUCCUACGGCAUGAGGAAAGGGUACGGAUUCAUGGGCUAG